AUGCGGACUGCAAUCAUCUCGUUCCUGAUCGCCUUCACAGCCACGGCUGCAGGUCUCGUCAUCACUUCACCCACUGUGGAGCAAAAUGUCGACAAUUCCAAGUCUGUGACGGUCAAAUGGCACGCCGUAGAAACCGACCCUGACACGUUCUCCAUCUACCUCGUCAACCAGAACGUUUAUCCACCCACCCAAGAGCUCGUGGCAUCGGAUGUACCUAAAAACAAGGGGUCAUACACCAUAAAUGCCAAAAGCAUAGACGGUGUCGAUACUGGCCGCGGAUACCAGGUCAACUUUGUCUCAGAUACCGACACCCAGGCCAUUUUGGCACAGUCAUCGCAAUUCAAGUGCGUCAACCUAUUCUUUAUCUUCUUCAUUUUUGAGCUCUACCACUCCAACACCUACCACAUCCCUCUCUUCAACGUCGUUUAUAACGACAUCUACACCCUCUUCCUCUUCUUCUUCCUCAAUAUCAAGCACCCCAUCUACUACAGCCUACUCAACUUCGUCCGAGACUCCUUCAUCUUCUACAUUGCACAGUUCCACUAA
This is a messenger RNA of Penicillium waksmanii, 546 nucleotides long. Its product is annotated as GPI anchored serine-threonine rich family protein. NCBI's taxonomy places the organism in Eukaryota, Fungi, Ascomycota, Eurotiomycetes, Eurotiales, Aspergillaceae. Bases 1 to 546 code for a protein of 181 amino acids. The record is from RefSeq and is a predicted model, not a curated record. The transcript is spliced from 5 exons.